AUGUCCGACGAAGAGAAAUUCGAAUCCGCCCCAACCCUUAGCCCUGAGCCACUGGCACGACGAAGUUUCGUCCAGGGUUUCUCGCAGCAACUCUCUGAAGAUAUCAGUGCAAGCGUAGGGUCCAUACCUCUAAUAGCAUGUUGCUUCGCAACGGGCCUCACUGAUGGUACUCUGUAUAAUGCUUAUGGUACCUUCGUAUCAAUGCAAACUGGGAAUACUGUAUUCGUCGCACUCGGCACCUCCGGACAGAACAACAAGCCUUUUGGAUGGGCUCGUUCUCUUUUCUCCAUAGGCUGUUUCACUUUAGGAUGCCUGUUCUUUUCCCGGUAUCAUAAACUAAUUGGUGGCGGGCGUCGUCGAAGGACUCUCUUCUUCUCAUUCCUGCUACAGACAGUUUUCGUUGUCGUAGCUGCAACUAUCAUUCAGACCGGCAUCGUCGACGGUACAUACCCCUCACGAAGAGACCCAAUGGAUGUGGACUUCCUCGAGCUUGCCCCCAUUGCAUUGCUUAGUUUCCAGGCGGCAGGUCAAAUUGUGAACAGCCGUGGGUUGGGGGUCAGCGAAGUUCCUACGGUGGUGAUUACAAGUCUGUUAUGCGAUUUGGUGAGCGACGAGAAUAUUUUACAGCCGCUUAGGAAGAAUGUGAAGCGUAAUAGAAGGGCUAUAGCUUUUGUACUCACGCUACUAGGCGCGAUAUGUGGAGGUUGGAUAUCUAAAGCUACAGGUGCUGUACAGCCAAGUCUUUGGUUUGUCGCAGCCAUUAAGGCAGCCAUUACGAUCUCCUGGUUAUUUUUAGUAGGGGAUAACAAGGAUUAA
Molecule: messenger RNA, 816 nt
Organism: Daldinia childiae
Lineage: Eukaryota; Fungi; Ascomycota; Sordariomycetes; Xylariales; Hypoxylaceae
Exons: 3
Coding region: 1-816 (271 amino acids)
Source: RefSeq, a predicted model, not a curated record